Messenger RNA from Capronia epimyces CBS 606.96, 1863 nucleotides. RefSeq lists its product as uncharacterized. Gene Ontology annotation, cellular component: membrane. Lineage: Eukaryota; Fungi; Ascomycota; Eurotiomycetes; Chaetothyriales; Herpotrichiellaceae. Gene Ontology annotation, biological process: transmembrane transport. Gene Ontology annotation, molecular function: dipeptide transmembrane transporter activity. The coding region runs from base 1 to 1863 and encodes 620 amino acids. The transcript is spliced from 4 exons. The record is from RefSeq and is a predicted model, not a curated record.
AUGUCUACUGUGGGUAGUAACAAUAUCCUGACCGAGGUGGUCGCCACCCGUCCCCCGGCAAAGGUCGACGAAGCCACUCGCAGGGUCUCGGUCACUCUACCUGGCGACGUUGAGACGGCCGCCCAGCAUACCCGACAAGCAAGCACGGCCGCCAGCACGGCCGCCAGUGAACACUUUCUAGACCACGAUGACAACUUUCCCGCCCCUACAGAAGAAGAGAAGAAGACGUUGCGCAAGGUGGCUGCUCAUGUUCCCAUCACAUCAUUUGCCUUGUGUUUGGUUGAGUUUGCCGAGCGGGCAUCAUACUACGGAGCGAAGACGGUGUUUAACAAUUUCAUCCAAUUUCCUCUACCAGCAGGCGGAAAUGGAGCCGGUGCUCCUCCACGACAUACGCAAAAAACCGCCGGCGCUCUCGGCAUGGGAUUGCAAGCCAGCUCUGCCCUCACGCUCCUCUUCACGUUUUUGGCCUACGUGAUCCCCAUCUUUGGCGGCUGGUUGGCCGACGUCCACACGGGCCGAUACAAAGCCAUCGUCAUUGGCGUCCUUCUCGCCGGCGUGGCCCAUCUCAUCCAACUGUUCGGGGCCAUUCCGUCGGUGCUGCGCAAGGGCAAGGAUCACGCCGCACCGCCCUUCAUCAUCGGUCUGAUCAUCUUGGCCUUUGGCACCGGCAUCUUCAAACCGAACAUUGCGCCCACCGUCCUGGACCAGAACCGACACCAGAAGGCCUACACCAAGGUCCUGAGCAGUGGCGAGAAGGUCAUUGUCGACCCGGAAGCCACCGCCACGCGGACCAUGCUCAUUUUCUACGGCCUCACCAACGUCGGCGCGUUCUAUAUGCUGGCCACCACCUAUUCCGAGAAGUAUGUGGGCUUCUGGCUGGCAUUCCUGCUCGCCGGCACCAUCUAUUUCCUACUGCCUAUCUUGUUGGUCGGCAUCUACAAACGAACCUACAAGGCCCCUCCGGCGGGCAGUUCCGACUUGACCAACGCGUUUAAAAUCAUCUGGUUCGCCUUGAAGACGAGCAAGUUUCGUUUCUGGAGGAAGGACCUGUGGGAGAGAGCCAAGCCGAGCGUGCUUGCGACACAGGGCGUGACGGUCAGUUGGACGGAUGACCUUGUCGAAGACAUUGCCCGAACCAUAGGGGUUUGCGACAUCUUUCUCUACAUGCCCAUCUGGUACCUCAACGACGGCGGCAUCGGGUCGGUAGCGACCAACCAAGCUGCGGCCAUGACGACGAACGGGGCGCCGAAUGACCUACUGAGCAAUUUCAACCCGUUGACCAUCAUCGUGACGGUCCCGUUCCUCAGCUAUGUCUUCUAUCCGCUGUUGCUCCGAUUCAACAUCAAACUAGGCCGGAUCACUCGGCUCACGAUCGGAUUCUGCAUCGCCACGCUCAGCUCCAUGUUCGGCGCCCUGAUCCAAUGGCGCGUGUACAAGACGUCGCCGUGCGGCUUUCACGCGUCCACGUGCGACGACGUCUCUCCCGUCAGUGUGUGGUGGCAGGUGCCUAUCAUGGUUUUCGCCGCCUGGGGCGAAUGUUUCUGCGCCGUCACCUCGUACGAGCUGGCGUAUGCGCGGGCGCCCCCGAGCAUGCGAGGUUUACUCACCGCGGUCUUUCUGUUCAUGAAUGGUCUGGCGAGUGCCCUGGGCGAGAUCUUGAUCCCGGCCACCAAGGACCCUUGGUUGAUUUAUAUCUGGGCCGGGCCGGCUGUCGCGCUGGCGGUUCAGACGGUUAUUUUCUGGUUCCGCUUCCGCCAUUUGAACAACGACGAGUUCAUGAUCGACCAUGAGAAAGAGCAUCAAGAGAGUCGUCCGAGUGUGUCGGAUCCUGGAUCGGAGAAGAAUACAAUAGAGAAGAUUUGA